AUGGACGUAUCUGGAAUUGCACUUAUCACAGGCGCUGCCUCAGGAAUUGGCCGCGCCUGCGCAAAGACAUUUGCUAGAGAUGGCGCUUCAGGGAUCGCCCUGCUGGACAUCAGUCCUGAAGCCCUGGCAGCCGUCAAAGCCGAGAUCGAAGAGCAACAACACAGACAGGGAUCAAAACCGUGUCGAGUCAUGACCUACCCUACCAAUGUAACAGACGAGAACCGCGUCAAUCAAGUCAUCCAAGAAGUCGCGACGACAUUUGGCCGACUCGACUACGUCGGGGGAGCUGCAUUCUGCGAAACAUCAGAUUGGGAACGCAUCUUGAAUGUCAAUCUCACGGGAACAUUCUUUGUUCUGCGCGCUGCUGCCAAAAUCAUGUUGAAGCAGGAGCCUCUCCGGUCCUCGAUUGAUGGCAGGCCACUACAGCGUGGCUCAAUUGUCAAUUUCUCGUCUAUUCAAGGCGUCGCUGGGAUUGCACUGUCGACUGCGUAUACUGCGACCAAACAUGCGGUUAUUGGUUUGACGAGAACUGCCUCUGAGGAUUAUGCUAAGGAUGGGCUGCGUAUCAAUGCUAUCUGUCCUGGGUAUACCGAGACCCCAUUGACGACCAAGUCGCCUCAGAUCCUUGCAGCUAUGCAGGAGAAGGUCGCUAAUGCGGUUCCAAUGGAGCGUAUGGGUCGACCGGAGGAGAUUGCUGAUGGAGUUGUUUAUUUGAGUGGUGGACGGGCUUCUUUUGUUACUGGAACGGCUUUAUUCGUGGAUGGCGGAUACACUCAGCGAUGA
Penicillium mononematosum is the source of this 783-nucleotide messenger RNA. Its product is annotated as SDR family NAD(P)-dependent oxidoreductase. Gene Ontology annotation, molecular function: oxidoreductase activity. Lineage: Eukaryota; Fungi; Ascomycota; Eurotiomycetes; Eurotiales; Aspergillaceae. The coding region runs from base 1 to 783 and encodes 260 amino acids. The record is from RefSeq and is a predicted model, not a curated record. The transcript has 2 exons.